Molecule: messenger RNA, 672 nt
Organism: Phytophthora nicotianae INRA-310
Lineage: Eukaryota; Oomycota; Peronosporomycetes; Peronosporales; Peronosporaceae
Exons: 1
Coding region: 1-672 (223 amino acids)
Source: RefSeq, a predicted model, not a curated record
AUGCGUCUAACGUGUGCCCUGCUGGCCACUGGAAUCGCGCUCCUUGCAUGCAUAGACUGCAUCUUAGCAGCCACGGACGCCACCAAGAAUUCCCAGAAAGAGACACCACUCGUGGCUCACUAUUCAACUCCCGAUUACCCCAAGCGAAUCCUACGAGCCAACGCUCAGGCCUACAGCGUCGACGGAGAUUCAGAGGAGAGGAUGUUUUCUCCCAUGAUCAAUGGUGUACUCGGAAAGGUGGGAUCUGUUGUCGAGACCGGUGGGGCCAAGGUUAUUAAGGAGAUGCCCAAGCUGGAGAAGUACCAAAAGUGGUUAAAUGCUGGAUUGAAUCCAUCCCAGGUUCGAGUGGAUGUGCUGAAGAAAACGCCAUGGCAGGCACUGAGCUCUAUUCUGAGAGGCAAGGACUCCUACCAGUAUCUCAAGUUCAUUGUUGAUUACAAGAGACUCAAACUAGGGCAAAAUAUCCCAAAGCCGGCCGCCCAGAUGGAGAAACACGAGUUGUGGCUCUAUGCUGGAUUGACGCCGUCCCAUGUUCGAGUGGAUAUUAUGAAGAAAGCUCCUGAUAUGAAGUUGAAAGUUAUUGAGAAACACCCAGACUUUUACCAGUACGCCAAGUUCAUGGUCGAGUAUAAACGACUAAACCCCAAUGCCAAUAUUGCAUUUGUUACGUAA